This is a messenger RNA of Prunus armeniaca (apricot), 3264 nucleotides long. The record is from the annotation of a GenBank genome assembly. NCBI's taxonomy places the organism in Eukaryota, Viridiplantae, Streptophyta, Magnoliopsida, Rosales, Rosaceae.
AUGGAGACUAUCCUCAUAGCAUAUGAUCUAUGGGAUGCAGUGGAGAUUGGAAUACAACCACAACUGAUUAUUGAGCAGGAAGCAGGCUCUGAAGGCACUGGAGAUGAAGAGAGUGAGGCUGAGGAAAUUCCAGUGGAAGCACCUACUAUCUCCAGAGAAGAUAAGAUCAAAACUGCCAAGGCUUUGAGUCUUAUUCAAGGAGCACUAACAAAUGAACUCUUUCCACGCAUCAGAAAUGAGAAGACUGCAAAAGGUGCUUGGGAAAUUCUAAGAAGAGAGUUCAGAGGAGAUAAAAAGGUAAGAGGUGUGAAAUUACAAGCUAUUAGAGCUGAUUUUGAAUAUUUGAGAAUGAAUGAUGUUGAAUCUUUGGAUGACUACUUGGCUCGAUGUUUUGAAACUGUAAACAACUUGAAAUCUCUAGGAGAAGAUGUAAUAGAGAAAAGGCACAAAGGCAAACCUAGAUGUGGAAAAUGCAAUAGGUUUGGUCAUACUACAAAGGAUUGUGACAAUGGUAAACAAGUUGCAAACUGUGCAAAGGAUUGUGACGCCACCUCUCUCUCCAAUGCUCAUCCUUACACAGGUACAGAUAAAAUUAUUGUUGGGAAUGGCAAUCAGUUAGCAAUAACACAUAUUGGAAAUACAAAGUUAACUGGGUUGCAAAAAUCAUUAAACCUUAAUGAAGUCUUGUGUGUGCCUGCGAUCCGCAAAAACUUGAUUUCUAUUCGUCGUUUCUGCUGUGAUAAUGAUUGUUUCUUUGAGUUGGAUGCUAAUGGGUUUCAUGUGAAGGACAACAAGACGGGGACGGUACUCCUUACUGGCAGUAGUUCUGAUGGCCUCUAUCAUAUUCAAACAGCCCCUCAUAUUGCUUGUCAAAUUGCUUGUUAUGGAAAGCGUACAACACAGGACGUGUGGCAUGCCCGACUUGGACACCCAUCUCAUUCAGUUUUUACUACAUUGUUGAAUAAGUACCACUUACCACUUGAUGAUCUCAUGUCCAUACACUCCCCAACAAAAUGGAGUGGUGGAAAGGAAACAUCGGCAUAUUGUUGCAACGGGACUUUGUUUGUUGGCCCAAUCUCGCCUGCCCCACAGCUUUGGGUUGAAGCCUUCUCUACUACGGUUUUUCUGAUUAAUCGCCUCCCAACUCCUCAACUUGACCACAUGUCUCCUUAUGAGAAAUUGCUUCAACUCACACCAGAUUAUACAUUUCUCAAGAGUUUUGGUCGCAUUUAUAUCUCCCGGAAUGUGAUUUUUGAUGAGACAAUUUUUCCCCACCAACAACCUCAUAUUACACCUGCCGCCCAAUCCACACCUGCCUCUCAAUUUGAUAUUGGGCCCAGCCUGGACUCUUCACAAAUCAACACUUCUACAAGUCCAGCCCAACCUGCCCCCAUUGUUCUUGACUCUCCAUCAGUCAACCCGUCUGCCAGCCCACCCCCAUCUGAUCCCACACAAUCUGACCCAACAGAACCUUUCUCCCCUCCUCCAACAGACGCCAUUCUUUCAUCGUUCUUCCACUCCCCAAACCCCUUACAGUCACCUCUGUCUCCCUCGUCGCCUACGACCUCAGCAUCAAUCACGGACACCACAAACCCAUCACCCGAGUCAACACCCCCCUCUUCCCCUCCUGAUUCGUCCACUCCUCCUUCUUCCCCUCUUGACCCAUCUCUCUUCCCUAAUUCUCCAGAUACACCAAACCCUCCCCAAAAUUUUAAAAGCCUCAAGUCCAUCAUCACCUUUGGUCCUGCCACAAAACCCAUGUACUCUCCGACCAACUCACACUCCUUACACCAUGCUCUCUCUGCCGCCUGCUCUGAUCCCAUGUCCUUCGAACCAACAAGUUUUACCCAGGCUUCGAAAUACAGUCAUUGGCAAGCUGCCAUGAAGGAUGAAUACGAUGCCCUCUUGAGGAAUCAAACAUGGUCUUUGGUUCCAACAACCUCUCGAAUGAAUAUUGUGGGAUGCAAAUGGGUUUUCAAAGUUAAACGGAAAGCUGAUGGCUCUAUUGACCGCUACAAGGCUCGGCUUGUUGCAAAGGGAUUCAAUCAACAGGAAGGAUUUGAUUAUGAGGAAACAUUUAGCCCGGUAGUUAAACCGGCCACCAUUCGCACUAUCUUGUCUCUGGCUAUGUCUUAUAACUGGUCUCUUCAGCAGCUUGAUGUUCGGAAUGCCUUCUUGAAUGGGUACUUGCAAGAAACGGUGUAUAUGAAACAACCUCCUGGUUUUCAUGAUUCCUCGCGUCCUCAAGAUGUAUGUCGGCUCCAUAAGGCUCUUUAUGGCCUUAAGCAGGCUCCCCGAGCUUGGUUUCAACGCCUCAGUGCCUUUCUUCUUGCUCAGGGAUUUGUUCACAGUCACUCUGAUGCAUCACUCUUUAUUCAUCGCUCUUUUUCCUGCAUAGUCUAUGUUCUUGUAUAUGUGGAUGACAUCAUUGUCACCGGGUCUGACACUCAAAGUGGCCACCGAUUUCUUGAUCAAUUGUGCUCCACCUUUGACAGUCGCCGAAUGGUUGAUUUAUUUAAACGAUUUAACAUGACUGACUGCAAACCGUGUCCUACACCGUUGCCUUCUGACACUCGAUUGUCCUGUAUGGAUGGUGAUCCCUUAUCUGAUCCCUCUACCUAUCGGAAUAUGGUUGUCAAGCGCAUUUUUCGGUAUAUCAAAGGUACAAUUGAGCAAGGUCUUGUGUUUCACCGGUCCAAUGACUUUACUUUACGCAGUUUCUCUGAUGCUGAUUGGGCUGGUUAUGUUGAUGAUAGACGGUCUACCACUGGUGCUUGUAUUUUUUUCGGACCUAAUCUUCUCACCUGGACUGCCAAGAAACAGUCUACUGUUUCUCGUUCUAGCACUAUUGCUGAAUAUCGUGCUCUUGCCCAUACUGCCGCUGAAAUCUGCUGGUUUGGUUUCUUGUUUCGUGAACUUGGUAUUCGUCUUAGCUCUGCCCCUUGCGUAUAUGUUGAUAAUCUCUCCGCCAUCUAUAUGGCUGCCAAUCCUAUUUUCCAUGCUCGCACCCGUCAUAUUGAGAUCGACUAUCAUUUUGUUCGCGAACUCAUUGCUCGCAAAGCUCUUCAUACCUUCUAUGUUGACAUAUUCACCAAAGGCCUUAGUCGUGAGCGGUUUUCUCUUCUUAAAUCCAAGCUCAAUCUUCGCGUUGCUCCGUUAUGCUUGAGGGGGGCUAAAGAGAAUACUACACCAGCAGAUCCCAUCCAUUCUGUCAGUCCCAUGAAAUCAGCUGAUCCCAUUACAUCAGCCUUAGAAGCCUCCUAA